AUGUUCGCCCCUUCUGAGCGUUCCGUCGAGCGGGAUGGUACCUUGUCUGCCCAUGACCUGGAUGAAGAGAUUCCUGCAACCUGCCAGUUGAUCAUAGCUCACCCGCUCGUAGGACUGGAUGUAGAGAAUGUGGUGGUACGCAAUGAGUAUGUCGAGGCGUUGCAAGAUUGUACGGUGCUUUGUCAGACGAGACCGUGGGGUAAUGAAGUUAUAGUUGGUCAUUCCGGCAUAGGUAAGACGAUAUUUCUCUAUUAUGUCUUGGCAUAUCGGCUCCGUUCUCGGUUACCUGCCUUCUAUCAAAACACUGCGGAUUCCGUCCUUGAAUGA
Molecule: messenger RNA, 327 nt
Organism: Sparassis crispa
Lineage: Eukaryota; Fungi; Basidiomycota; Agaricomycetes; Polyporales; Sparassidaceae
Exons: 2
Coding region: 1-327 (108 amino acids)
Source: RefSeq, a predicted model, not a curated record